AUGAAUGAAGCUGCCAACAUGUGCCCGUAUCCAUGCCCGAACCCGGAGCGUUACUCGGAGGAGAAUGACCUCCCGCCAGAACCACCCUCGGUUCGUGCGAGCAACCCGCGUCCAUUGCCUGGAUUCCCCUCCGAUUUCCAGCCAUCUUCAUCAAAGCGUGGAUUGGCAAAGAGGGAACAGGGACAGAAGAUUGGCCUCCCUGAUCGUAAUCUCAUCAGCCCGCCAUACAAGAUCCGUAACGCUGCUGGAGCUUUGAGCCAGAAAACGAUCGACACGGAUCUCGUUCACUCAGGAGGAUAUGUCGAGUAUGACACUCACAACAUGUAUGGUACAAUGAUGGGUGCUGUCUCGCGCAAAUCCAUGCUGCAACGCCGUCAAGAUGUGAGGCCAUUAAUCAUCACUCGCAGUACCUUUGCAGGAGCCGGAUCACACGUUGGACACUGGCUGGGUGACAACCUGAGCCAAUGGGACAGAUACAGGGCCUCCAUCCAGCAAAUCCUUUCCUUCGGAUCCCUGUUCCAAGUCCCCAUGGUCGGCGCAGACGUCUGCGGAUUCAGUGGCAAUACUACCGAAGAGCUCUGCGCACGCUGGGCAGCACUGGGAUCCUUCUACACCUUCUACCGCAACCACAAUGAUCUCGGGUACCGCCCACAGGAGUUCUACCACUGGCCCACCGUCACCGAAUCCGCUCGCAAGGCAAUCAAUACCCGCUACCGUCUUCUCGACUACAUCUACACAGCUUUCCACCACCAGACACAGACCGGUGAACCCUUCCUCCAGCCUCUCUUCUACCUUUACCCCGAGGACAAGAACACUUUCUCCAAUGACCUCCAGUUUUUCUACGGUGACGCUAUCCUCGUCUCCCCGGUCACGCAGAAGGGUUCCCGCUCCGUCAAGGCUUAUUUCCCCGACGAUAUUUUCUACGACUGGCACACUGGUGCUCCCUUGCGCGGAAACGGCACGCACACAACCAUUCAAAAUGUCAACAUCACCGAUAUCCCCGUGCAUAUUCGCGGCGGCAACGUCAUCCCCGCACGUAGCUCGGGAGCAUCUACAACCACCGAGCUGCGUAAGAAGGGCUUCGAGCUGAUCAUCGCUCCUGGCCUCGACGGUGCUGCAUCGGGUAGUCUGUACCUGGAUGAUGGCGACUCGCUCGAGCAGCCUAAGACCUCUGAGAUCGAGUUUGAGUACCGUGAUGGUGAGCUGAAGAUUGGUGGGAAGUUCGAGUAUGAUGGUGAUGCAGUUGUGGAGGCUGUUACUUUGUUGGGAGAGAAGAGUGAAAAGAAGGAGGUGCAGGUCAAGUUGAAUAAGGAGACGUCUGUGAAGAUUUAA
This is a messenger RNA of Aspergillus chevalieri, 1332 nucleotides long. RefSeq names its product putative alpha-glucosidase (gene agdC). Lineage: Eukaryota; Fungi; Ascomycota; Eurotiomycetes; Eurotiales; Aspergillaceae. The record is from RefSeq and is a predicted model, not a curated record. Gene Ontology annotation, molecular function: hydrolase activity, hydrolyzing O-glycosyl compounds. Gene Ontology annotation, biological process: carbohydrate metabolic process. The coding region runs from base 1 to 1332 and encodes 443 amino acids. The transcript has 3 exons.